Messenger RNA from Lachancea thermotolerans CBS 6340, 3288 nucleotides. It is a transcript of the gene POL3, whose product is annotated as DNA-directed DNA polymerase delta POL3. Gene Ontology annotation, biological process: nucleotide-excision repair, DNA gap filling; DNA replication proofreading; DNA-templated DNA replication. NCBI's taxonomy places the organism in Eukaryota, Fungi, Ascomycota, Saccharomycetes, Saccharomycetales, Saccharomycetaceae. Bases 1 to 3288 code for a protein of 1095 amino acids. The transcript has a single exon. The record is from RefSeq and is a predicted model, not a curated record. Gene Ontology annotation, molecular function: DNA binding; 3'-5'-DNA exonuclease activity; DNA-directed DNA polymerase activity. Gene Ontology annotation, cellular component: delta DNA polymerase complex.
AUGGGUACUCAGAGUCUCAAAAGACCCGGGGAAGGCGAGCCCAAGGACCCAGAGAGCGUCGAAAGACGUAUGAAGCCCCAAUCGUUUGAUCAUAGCUCUUUGAGCGAGCCUGUAUCGACCAUUGAAAUAAUCCCGUCUGAUAAGUUUAAGAAGCAGAAAACAGUCGGCUACAAGCCCAAAGACUCUACGAAUGCAUCACAGACACUGACUCCGACUCAGUUUGAGGAGCAGCUGUCUAGUAUGGACCACGACACCGUAAACGCACAAGAGCAUGGCCAGGAAAAGACUUGGUCACGUGAAUCUCUGCCGUCGGACUUCUCUUCCCAGACACACUCCAUUUCAUUUCAGCAGCUUGACGCAGAACAGAGCUUUAUACCUGGUUAUGUCGACCAGAACACUUCUGCAGUUGUACGAUUUUUCGGUGUAACGGAUCAGGGACACUCGGUUUUGUGCAGUGUUACUGGUUUCAGGCACUACCUGUAUGUGCCAGCACCAGCUGGAUUUACGCAACAAGACAUUCAUGGAUUCCUGGAGUAUCUCAACAGCUCGUAUGACAAUACAGUUGACGAAAUCGAAAUAACUGCUCGUCAGUCAAUCUGGGGAUAUUCAGGGACUGCAAAGCUGCCUUUUUUGAAAAUAUACACCAACAACCCUAACGCUAUCAAUAAACUAAGGACUGGAUUUGAACGCGGGCACAUAAAUUAUAAUGACAGUUGGUUUUCAGGAGGCACAACUAGUUACGACAACAUCGCAUAUCCUCUACGAUUGAUGAUAGAUUGCGGAAUCACAGGUAUGUCUUGGAUAACACUUCCAGAAGGCAAGUAUUCAAUGACGCCUCCAAAUCAGAAAGUGAGCACCUGUCAGCUAGAAGUUCGGAUCAACUUUAAAGAUCUAAUAGCUCGGCCAGCGGAGGGCGAAUGGUCGCACUCGGCUCCAUUAAGAAUUCUCUCCUUUGAUAUCGAGUGUUCUGGCAGAGUUGGCGUAUUCCCGGAGCCUGAUGUUGAUCCAGUCAUCCAAAUUGCGAACGUUGUUAGUGUCGCGGGGAGUUCAAAAUCGUUCAUUCGAAACGUUUUUACAGUGAAUAGCUGCUCGCCUAUUACAGGGUCGCAAAUAUUUGAACACAAGACUGAAAAUGAGAUGCUUAAACACUGGCGUCAAUUCGUGGUCGAGACAGAUCCAGAUGUCAUAAUCGGCUAUAACACUGCCAAUUUCGACUUGCCAUAUCUUAUCGAUAGGGCGCGUGCUCUAAAAAUCGAGGAAUUCCCAUACUUCGGAAGAUUAUCAAAUGUUAAACAAGAGGUGAAAGAGUCUGUGUUUUCUUCAAAAGCGUACGGAACGCGGACAUCAAAGAAUAUUAACAUCGACGGUCGACUACAGCUCGACCUGUUCCAGUUCGUACAGCGAGAGUACAAGUUGAGAUCCUACACUUUGAACGCGGUUUCGGCUCACUUUUUAGGAGAGCAGAAGGAGGAUGUUCAUUACAGCAUUAUUAGCUCACUGCAAAAUGGGGAUUCGGAGACUCGGCGACGCUUGGCGGUUUACUGUUUGAAAGAUGCGUUUCUUCCUUUACGACUCAUGGAAAAACUUAUGGCUUUGGUCAACUACACGGAAAUGGCGCGUGUCACGGGUGUUCCCUUCUCUUACCUUCUUUCUCGUGGUCAACAAAUCAAGGUAGUUUCUCAACUGUUCCGUAAAUGUCUCCAAAUUGACACCGUUAUCCCAAACAUGCAAUCCCAAGGUUCGGAUGAGCAAUAUGAAGGUGCUACUGUCAUCGAGCCGAUCAGAGGGUACUAUGAUCUACCGAUCGCAACCUUGGAUUUCAAUUCUCUUUACCCGAGUAUCAUGAUGGCGCAUAACCUAUGCUACACGACUCUCGCAAGCAAAACAACGGUCGAAACCCUUAAACUGAAAAAGGACGAGGAAUAUAUUAUAACUCCCAAUGGGGACUACUUUGUCACAUCAAAAGUGCGUAGCGGAAUCUUACCAGAAAUUUUGUACGAGUUGAUUAAUGCCAGAAAGAGGGCCAAGAAUGAUCUGAAGGCGGAAAAAGACCCUUUCAAGCGUGAUGUGUUGAAUGGUAGACAGCUCGCUUUGAAAAUUUCGGCGAAUUCGGUCUAUGGAUUUACUGGUGCGACUGUCGGGAAACUACCGUGCUUAGCAAUUUCUUCAUCCGUUACUUCGUUUGGUCGUACUAUGAUUGAAAAGACCAAAGAAGCCGUCGAGGAAAAAUACUCAUUGAAGAACGGGUUUAAGCAUGACGCGGUGGUGGUUUAUGGUGAUACAGACUCUGUGAUGGUGAAAUUUGGCACACAUGAUUUGGCUGAGGCGAUGGAACUCGGCACCGAAGCUGCUGCAUACGUUUCUUCACUUUUCAAGAAUCCUAUAAAUCUAGAGUUUGAAAAAGCAUACUUUCCUUAUUUGCUUAUAAACAAAAAACGGUACGCUGGUCUAUACUGGACAAAUCCAAACAAGUAUGAUAAGCUUGACCAAAAAGGGCUGGCAUCUGUCCGUCGUGAUUCUUGCCCUCUGGUUUCAAUUGUUAUGAACAAAGUGCUCAAAAAAAUCCUAAUCGAUCGGGACGUUGAUGGUGCACUUAAGUUUAUCAAAGAGAUUAUCGAAGAAAUUUUACACAAUCGAGCUGACAUUUCGAAGCUUAUUAUAUCAAAAACGCUUGCUCCAAACUACACAAACCCCCAGCCUCAUGCCGUUCUGACUGAGCGCAUGAAGAAGAGAGACGGAACUGGACCUAAUGUAGGAGAUCGAGUAGAUUACGUUGUUAUUGGUGGAAAUGACAAGCUUUACAAUAGAGCUGAGGAUCCUCUUUAUGUGUUGGAACACAAUAUCCAAAUAGAUUCAAAAUAUUAUUUGACAAACCAGCUUCAGAAUCCUAUUAUAAGUAUCAUUGCACCAAUUAUUGGGGAAAAACAGGCAAAUUCCAUGUUCGUUGUUAAAUCCAUAAAAAUUAGUACAGGAAACGCUAAGGGUGGUUUAAUGGGAUUUAUAAAGAAAGUGCAAACUUGCAAAGGCUGUAAAGGACCGCUCAAAAAAGGUGAAGGUCCUUUGUGUAAAAACUGUUCUUCAAGGUCGGGAGAGCUUUAUGUGCGUGCUCUUUACGAUGUUAGAGACCUUGAAGAAAAGUUUGCGCGGCUCUGGACUCAAUGUCAACGUUGUUCUGGAAGCCUGCAUAAUGAAGUUCUUUGCUCUAACAAAAACUGUGACAUUUUUUACAUGAGAGUGAAAGCUAAGAAAGAGCUUCAGGAAAAGGUUGAAGAACUUGGUAAGUGGUGA